AUGUCAGGGCACCUGCCGACUCUCUUCCUCAGCCAGAAUCACAGCGGCGUGUUCCCGCCUCUGAAGCUGGAGUUCCGGUCCCUGGUCACCUCCGCCACAAUGUUCGCCGUUGGGGUUCUGGGAAACCUGAUCGCCAUAGUGGUACUCUGUAUCUCCAAGAAGGAACAGAAGGAGACCACCUUCUACACGCUGGUCUGCGGAAUGGCCAUCACGGACCUGCUGGGCACCUGCUUCACGAGCCCCGUGGUCAUCGCUACUUACGUUGCCAACAAGUGGCCGGGGGGCGCGCUCCUCUGCCACUUCUUCUCGUUCUCUAUGCUCUUCUUUGCUUCGGCGGGGAUGUCUAUUCUCUGCGCUAUGGCUGUGGAACGCUAUCUGGCCAUAAAUCACGCCUAUCUUUACUCACGGUACGUGGACCGGACCAUGGCGCGGUUCGCGCUCAUGGGCACGUACCUUGCCAACCUCGUACUGUGUAUCCUGCCCAGCUUCGGCUUUGGGCAGCACGUGAGGCACUUCCCCGGCACUUGGUGCUUCGUGGAUUGGAGAGCCACGGAUCCGGUGUCCGCCUCCUACGUGUUCCUGUACGGCGGGGUGAUGCUGUUGCUGAUCGCCGUGACCGUCCUCUGCAACUUUGCGGUGUGCCGAUCGCUCGUGGGGAUGAGCCAGAAGACGCGCACGGUGAGGGCGGAGGUGUCGGCGCAGGGCGGCUCGCGGCGCCGGUUCCCUAGGCUGCCCUCGGUUACCGUAUCCUCCGCAGCGGAGACCCAGAUGUUUUGGCUACUCAUCCUGAUGACCUUCGUCUUCCUCGUGUGCUCCAUCCCGUUAGUGGUGAGAAUCUUCGUGAACCAGCUCGGCUCGGCUCUAGUCUCCGCAGACGGGAGCGUGGAGUACCGGCAGGACCUGGUGGCCAUCCGCUUCGCCUCCUUCAACCCCAUCCUGGACCCCUGGGUCUAUAUCUUGUGUCGGAAGAACCUGCUGGUGAAGGGGUGCGAGCGAGUGAAGAGGGCCGCGGGGGGGCGGGGCGGGGGGGCAGGCGGACACGGCGCCAGCUGGGCGGGGGGGCGGAGCACACCACCAUCGUCCGACCACAGCAACGAGACGAGCUACGCGUCGCUACACACAAGCAACAACCGCAACCACCCUCCCGCCAGGUCGUUUACAGACUUCACCCUGAGGCAGGCCUGGGACCAGGACACGGCACGAGCCGGCUUCCACCCUUUUAGCGUGGAGCAGGAUGUGGGCGGAGGCUUCGGGGCGGGGGGGAGGCCGGAGGGGGGGCUGGCGGGGGGGCCGGCGGGGGGGCCGGAGGGGGGGCCGGAGGGGGGGCCGGAGGGUUUCCCUCGGGGGCGUGGCGGCGAGGCGCAGCUUCACGUCACCUGCACCUACAGCACACCUAGAUCCCCGUCCGAGAGGGCUGAGGUCAGCGCUGAGGGCAGCACCGCCUCGGAAAACUGUUGUUGUUGUUGA
Molecule: messenger RNA, 1467 nt
Organism: Osmerus eperlanus (European smelt)
Lineage: Eukaryota; Metazoa; Chordata; Actinopteri; Osmeriformes; Osmeridae
Gene: ptger4c
Product: prostaglandin E receptor 4 (subtype EP4) c
Exons: 2
Coding region: 1-1467 (488 amino acids)
Biological process (GO): positive regulation of cytosolic calcium ion concentration; adenylate cyclase-activating G protein-coupled receptor signaling pathway; inflammatory response
Cellular component (GO): plasma membrane
Molecular function (GO): prostaglandin E receptor activity
Source: RefSeq, a predicted model, not a curated record